UUCUUAGGUAGAUAAUAACUCAGUGCGUUGCAGCUGGCCGAUUAUAUAAGGGAUUUAAGCUGCAUUGAUUUUCCGUCGGUUAACCAUGGCGCGUGUCGUCGAGACCAAUCGAUGAUCUUUUGUUUUUCUCUUGGCAAAAUUCCUAAGUGGUUUUGCACUGCUGUUUAUAUUGUUGGUCAACAGUGAUGGGAAUCUUUUCAGCCACCGUUUAAGGUAUUUUAAACAGAUUGGUGUAGUAACAGUACCCUUCCCAUCACUGUUGGCCAGUGACGUCGCCGGUAUAAGAAUAGCUAUGAUGUCCGCCUGGUGAACGGCUGAAAAGAUGAGUGAUGCAGAUCGUCUGGUGGCCAACCUGCGCCAUGUGCCCGUUCGUCUGCCCAAGGAGGUGGAGGUUCGCCGAUUAUGUCGCUCCCUGAGUGACUUGCUCCUAGAAGAACCAAAUCUGCUAAGCCUCCAAAGUCCGCAGAUUGUGUGCGGCGACAUCCACGGACAGUUCCAGGAUCUGUUGCACCUGCUGGACUUAGGCGGAUCGAUCGACUCGGGACAUCGCUAUCUGUUCCUGGGCGACCUGGUGGAUCGGGGAAAGAACAGUUUGGAAACCUUUCUCCUUCUGGCAGCACUUAAAGUUCAGCAUCCUGGAAAAGUGAGCUUACUGCGGGGCAACCACGAGUGCCGUCGUGCCACGCGAUCCUAUGGAUUUUAUGCGGAGUGCCUGGCCCAAUAUGGUUCCGCUAAUGUCUGGAAGAUGUGCUGUCGUGUUUUCGAUCUCCUGCCCCUGGCGGCCAUCAUUGACGGAAACAUAUUUUGCGUUCAUGGCGGCCUCUCGCCGGAAAUCAAACAGUUGGAUAAGUUCCAAAAGCUGGAUCGCUGCCACGAGAUUCCCGAAAGUGGCUGCAUAGCCGAUCUCCUAUGGAGUGAUCCCCAGGAAGCACCAGGAUGGACUGCAUCGCCACGCGGACAUGGUCAUCUCUUUGGCGGCGAUGUUGUGGAGGAGUUUAAUCGGCGGAACGGAAUUUCCCUUAUAUGCAGGGCUCAUCAAUUGGUCAUGGAUGGCUAUCGGUGGCAUUUCGGCCAAAAGCUGGUGACCAUCUGGUCGGCACCCAACUAUUGCUAUCGCUGCGGCAACAAGGCGGCCAUACUACAUGUCAACUCUGGCGGGGAUUAUGACUUUCAGGUGUUCGAAGCGCAGGCGCUGCACACAAGACCACAGCCGAAGAGACUCAAAAAGCGGUGUCGUCAGUUUUUCCUAUGAUGCAAUCUCCUCGACAAUCUUAUCGCUUGAUACAAUGUCAAGUUCGCAAAGAGCAGAAGCAUCAGCUGUUGCAACUAGUCACAUACCCACCUAGACACUCUUAAAUCAAUACUCUCCCAUUCCACAAUACUCUUAGUCUGGUAAUCAAUAAAAAUUUACUCAGCGAUGGAUCUCUUAAAGCUUUA
Messenger RNA from Drosophila ficusphila, 1437 nucleotides. RefSeq names its product serine/threonine-protein phosphatase 4 catalytic subunit. The record is from RefSeq and is a predicted model, not a curated record. Gene Ontology annotation, molecular function: protein serine/threonine phosphatase activity. NCBI's taxonomy places the organism in Eukaryota, Metazoa, Arthropoda, Insecta, Diptera, Drosophilidae. Gene Ontology annotation, biological process: double-strand break repair via homologous recombination; peptidyl-serine dephosphorylation. The transcript has 3 exons. The coding region runs from base 323 to 1252 and encodes 309 amino acids. Gene Ontology annotation, cellular component: cytoplasm; nucleus.